GAUGACCACUCGUAUGCGGCAGUGUUGCUUCCGCCUUUAGCCGCUGUAUGGGAUUUGUAGUCCUAUUGGCGGUUAAAUACCUUUGUGCAGUAUUGAAGAGACAGACCAGGAGAACUACAACCAAGUCGCACUUUUGACAAGCGCGGUUAAUCGCCUAUACAUCGCCCGCCCAAGCUCUACAGAUUUGCGAAGCAACGAACUUCCCGAAUAAGACGCAGAAGUCGGUAAGGAGGUUGGACAAAACGCUAGGAAGAGUCUGUGGGAGGGAUUGAACGCAAGGAACCUGUCAUUGGUGGGCAAGCACGUACCCGAAGGCCCAUUGAUCGGUCAACGAUGACCAUGGAGCACUUCAGGAAACAAGCCAGCGCCACUUCUGUCAUGGCUCUGUACACUGUGAUGUACCCAGUCUUUGACCAGUUGGAGAAAGUUAACCUGUCAGCAGCACAGACAAUGCGUGCAGCCUUUAUAAAGGCAGAGGAGGAGAACCCUGGCUUGACUGAGGAAUUGGUGCUAAGACUACUUGAAAAAAAGGACCUGAAAAUUAAUUAUAAUGAGUGUCUACUUCGCAUGGCUGCAGCCGAUGUGAAAGAGUUCCGAAUUGAGAGGCAAGAACCAGGGUUCCAGCAGCUGAAUGACAGGGCGCAUGCUCUGAAACACAUCCUCAGUACCAUACCUGAUGAGAUCAAUGACAGAGUGGCUUUCCUAGAGACCAUCAAAGACAUUGCCAGUGCCAUAAAAGUGUUGCUCGACAUUGUUAAUACAAUCUUCAGGAGGUACCAGUAUCAAAACAGACAGGUAAGUAUAGAUAAAAUGAUACUUAAAAUGUUUUUUUCCCAGAUGCCUCCUUUGAAACAGGCAGAGCUGAAAAGGUUGUGUGUGUUAGGCACUGGAACAGCAGAAGAAAGACUUUGUGAAAUACUCCAAGAGUUUCAGCGACGCUCUCAAAACCUUCUUCAAAGAUGGAAAAGUGCUCAAUGUGUUUGUCAGCGCCAACCGGCUCACGCACCAAACCAACAUGAUACUGGACGCCUUCAAGACGGCGACAUAGACGUCUGCGAUGGAGCGGCCACAACAUAGUGGAGGAUUGGCAGGGGAUCAGGUAGUUUGACGCAAAGCAGGUUGAUGACAUGAUUUUUAGCUAACUGUUUUAUUGUUGUUGUAUUUCAUGGCUUAGCAUUUUUACCUCCUGCGAGCUUGAUAAAACAUCUCUUUUCAUGGGAUUCUAAUAAAGAACAGUGCAAAAAAGUGAUAGGCAAUUGAGUGGUUGCCAACGAAGCCAAGCACAUUUCCCUCACACCUAUGUAAGAAAGUGCUGGACACUGUUUGGCCUUGUAUUUCAUCUAUAAUUCAUAGCGCCGUGGUAACUGCCUUUGACCACAAAAACAUUUCCGAUUAAUUUCGGACACUGUGCUCCUCUCUGAGAUGACAAAUGAAUUGUCUACUUCCUGACAGAUUGUUAUUUGUAACCCACUUGUAUAAAUCUUUAUUUUAUUUUAUUGUUUCAUUCACUGUCUUAUUGUAAUCAUGCUCUCAAUACUCUGUGAUUUAAUCUCCCUCAAAAGCACUUUGGUCAAUUUAUUUUGUUCAGUAAAUAAACUGACUUGACCUUGA
Molecule: messenger RNA, 1611 nt
Organism: Phyllopteryx taeniolatus (common seadragon)
Lineage: Eukaryota; Metazoa; Chordata; Actinopteri; Syngnathiformes; Syngnathidae
Gene: pdcd10a
Product: programmed cell death 10a
Exons: 8
Coding region: 334-1077 (247 amino acids)
Biological process (GO): regulation of Golgi organization; positive regulation of MAP kinase activity
Cellular component (GO): Golgi apparatus; FAR/SIP/STRIPAK complex
Molecular function (GO): protein kinase binding
Source: RefSeq, a predicted model, not a curated record